UCCAUUCAGAGUGAUCCCUUUGAAGGCUUACCUUCACUUAUCGGGCUUGGGCGACCCGAACGCCUAUUGAGCAAGAAGGUGGCCUAUUCAUGUUCUGGGAGGUCAAUAGAGAAGAAAAACGCCUCCGUUAGGUUCUCUCGUGUGUUUACGCCUCUCUCUUGCAGGCUUAAGUACUCUCCUCAGCACGCACCAAUACCUUUCGACGUCGUCUGCAACUUUAAGGAUCAGCACCAACUAUCUGAUCAACAGUCGAUCCUCUCCGGCCUUCACGAUACUUUACCACACGAUCUAUCCAAGUUCGAAGUCAUGAAGAUCUCCGCCUUCAUCGCCUUCGUCAUCCUGUCGGUCACUGUUUACAGUGCGGCUUUGCCAGUCCCUGCCCCCGUCGCUGCACCAGCUUCUAAGCCACAGCAAUGGACGCCCGGGAAGCCUAUCUGGAACCGCGACGCUGAAGCUGCACCCUCUCCCAAGCCACAGCGAUGGAAGCCCGGAAAGCCUAUUUGGGGACGCGAUGCUGAAGCUGUACCCGCUCCCAGCCUAAAGCAAUGGAAGCCCGGGAAACCUAUCUGGGGACGCGAUGCUGGAGCUGCACCCGUUGCCAAGAAGUGGAGCCCCGGGAAGCCUAUCUGGGAUCGCGAUGCUGUAGCAGCGCCCGCCCCUAGCCCGCAGAGAGGGGGGCCCAUUUGGGAUGCCAAAGUUGGCGCGGUCAAAGACGAUCACGAGUAAACCUCUUCACGAUGAGGAUAUUCUUCGGCCCUCACAUCGAACCACGACAACCGCCAUUCCAGCUGCUCGAUUGCACCAUCUCAUACCUUCGAUUCAGAACACUCGAUGCACACUCGAUCCUUCGCAAGUCGUACAUACGCCAGCUGCACUUGCAGUAUGACCAUCGACAACGACGCGAGGAGCCUUGUGUUAUUGUACCGGUAGCUCUACACAAUACUCUCUCUCUUGCGAGGCAUGGUCUGGUACCUGAACAGUAACCAGACAGAGCUUGACCGAUCUCCC
Alternaria rosae is the source of this 1008-nucleotide messenger RNA. RefSeq lists its product as uncharacterized. The coding region runs from base 307 to 726 and encodes 139 amino acids. Lineage: Eukaryota; Fungi; Ascomycota; Dothideomycetes; Pleosporales; Pleosporaceae. The transcript has a single exon. The record is from RefSeq and is a predicted model, not a curated record.